Molecule: messenger RNA, 381 nt
Organism: Penicillium longicatenatum
Lineage: Eukaryota; Fungi; Ascomycota; Eurotiomycetes; Eurotiales; Aspergillaceae
Exons: 1
Coding region: 1-381 (126 amino acids)
Source: RefSeq, a predicted model, not a curated record
AUGGCUAGAACUAAAAACGCACAUCGAAUCCCGAUUUGCAAAUGGAACGCGCAACGAUACCGCGACCAUGAAAACCAGCCUGCUAUCAUGAUAGUAUACAGUCCGACCAACCCUGAGGCCUUGAUAGGUCCUCUUCCUUUGAUUGCCAUCCAGAUCUACACCACUGUUCCCCUUGACUCGGACUCUGAUCAUGAACUUAUCACUCUCUGUCACUAUCUUGCUUCAGGCAUUGAUCACGGUCCCAAUGUGUCAUUUGAGAUCUAUGCUACUCCUCAGCCUGAUAUAUUCGCUUGCGUGGAGCAUCAAAGACGUGAGAUAUUCAUCGAAAGAACAAUCUCCCGGCAGAUGGUUUCUUCCCUGGCAUCUCUAAAGUGGCUAUAA